AUGCCGCCGGCCACCGAACACAACAAGUCUGGUGCUCCGAGAGUGGAUCUCCGCAGCGCGAUAGGCCUGCUACAAAGCUACCAAACGGCCAUCGACGGCAAACCGGAUGCGGAAAAGCUGAGCCUUGUCGACUACCUUCGACAGCGUCCAGAUCUGCUUGAUGUCAACGAACUGACUAUAGGCGACGUGGACGAGCUAACAGGUCUCUAUCGCGCAGCCGCACAGCAAUACGAUAGCUAUUUAGGUCAAGCGUACGAUGAAGCACCGCUCGGGGCGAUACAUAAGGCUCAGAAGAAAACAGAUGCGGGCGGAAGACUGUCACCAGAGGCUGAACUACGACGACCAUACACCCAACAGGCAAGUAGCGUAGGUUUUCGAGCAAAGCCGUCAUCCUCAUUGCACGACCGUAAGAACGAGAUCGAGGUACCGGAUGAAUGGGCGCAGGGGUUCUCCCAAGUCAUACAGGACAGCGUCAUAGUUGAUCAGCUACCGGGUGACCUCACAGACGACCCGGCAGAAGACCCCAACGCGCAGUUCUCGGUGGGAAGGAGUUCAGCGAAGCGUCCGCAGCCGGCGUUGGACGUUAAGUUUAACGUGCUCAACUUCGCAACUCCCAUUGCGUUUACUAUUGCGAUCAAAGACUUCAGAACGGGGCGUAAUCUUCUCAACACGUGGAUUGAACACGGAGGACUGACCGCAGACGAGAUGAUUGAAGGGUAUCACGACAAGUGUCCAGAUGGAUGCCAGCUGCACAAGCGCACCGAGAAUGGAAAAGCUUUCCUGCGUUAUUAUCCCGGAGCCCCGACGGUCAAGGAAAACUUCCAGUUGAGAAACGGUUUGAACUACUACACAUGCCUGCAGACAGUCAACAUCCAACAUGUGGCGGAGAACAUGCUGAAGAGCGCGCCACGGGACGGCUACAGCUUAACGGGAAUAUACAGGAUAUCAUUCGCAAUCGAAGAACUCGACAUCAUCCGCAUAAUCACCGCGUUUGGACCGACAAAGAGUUCGCAGGUGGAAGGCCACUAA
Messenger RNA from Alternaria arbusti, 1029 nucleotides. RefSeq lists its product as uncharacterized. The record is from RefSeq and is a predicted model, not a curated record. The transcript is spliced from 4 exons. NCBI's taxonomy places the organism in Eukaryota, Fungi, Ascomycota, Dothideomycetes, Pleosporales, Pleosporaceae. The coding region runs from base 1 to 1029 and encodes 342 amino acids.